Molecule: messenger RNA, 1698 nt
Organism: Scheffersomyces stipitis CBS 6054
Lineage: Eukaryota; Fungi; Ascomycota; Pichiomycetes; Serinales; Debaryomycetaceae
Exons: 1
Coding region: 1-1650 (549 amino acids)
Molecular function (GO): catalytic activity
Source: RefSeq, a predicted model, not a curated record
AUGACCUCUUCUAAUUAUUCACAAUUGGAAGAAACUACCCGAAUUUUCAGGUUGCUUCUCGAUUCGGGAAUUUUACCUGCCGAGUUCACCCAAUUAGCUGCCCAUGUCAAAUUCUACAAUGAAUCUAACCAACUCAGUGUUCCAUGUCCAUUGAAACAAACUGAGUUGAUCUCAGCUUUGAAAGGUGUAGAGGCUCUCUUGGCUUUGAAGUUGAGCAAGAGCAGAUUCAACAAUAAUGGCUCGGCCGAUAUCGAUCUUCAACAUGCACUUUUAUUCCUUUUUCUGACCUACUGUUCUUCGGUUAACGGAUAUCACAAGGGAGACAAGCUACAAGUCAGCAAGUAUCUUAAACAAACCGACCUAAACCAGGCACAGUCAGACCCCUACAGAAGAAUGUCUGCUAAUUUGUAUCGUACUAAAGAUAAACGUUUCUAUCAUAUUCAUGGAUCAUUGGAUGCUACCACGACUUUGAAGAUGAUUGGAUUACCAGCUUUUAUUCCAGGUCUCACAGACUACAACGAGAUAGUUAAAAUCUACCAAGAUAGGCUCGACACCUUCAAUUGUGACGAGUUGGAAGCUAUGAAUGUUCAGAAUAAACAGGCUGGGAUUGAAGCUCUCAAACCAGAACAAUUCUUGCAAUCUGAGCAUGGCAAGGUUAUCAGUGCUGAACCUAUUUUCAAUGUAGAAGCAUUGGAAACUGACACUCCGCCAGUGCCAUUUACACCAAGCACAAAGCCACAGAUUCUCGCCGGAAUGAAGGUUCUUGAAUUGUGUCGUAUUAUUGCUGGCCCCACCAUCAGUAAGAUACUUGCCGAGUAUGGUGCUACUGUGAUCAAGGUUACUUCUGAUAGCACUUUACCAGAUGUUCCUUUCUUCCAAGUCGACGGCAACAUGGGUAAGCACACAACAAACCUUAACCUCAAACAUCCUGAGGACCGUGCCAAAUUUGAAGAGCUCUUGAAAGACGCAGAUAUUAUUGUAGAUGGCUACAGAACAGGAGUGAUCGAAAAGCUUGGCUAUGGGCCUUCUCGUAUCACCGAAUUGGCCAAACAGCGUAACAAGGGAUACAUCUACGCUUCGGAGAACUGCUUUGGUUUCUCUGGAGAAUGGAGUGGAAGACCAGGAUGGCAGCAGAUUGCCGACUGUGUCAGUGGUGUAGCGUGGUUGCAAGGUCAGGCACUUGGCAAAGACGAACCAAUGAUUCCUCCAUUCCCUAUGAGUGAUUACGGUACUGGUUGUAUUGUAGCCAUCUCAAUUCUUCUUGCUGUAUACAAGAGAAAUAUCAUAGGUGGUUCUUACUGGUGUAACUCUUCUUUGGUUCAGUACGACUUGUUGCUUUUGGCCCAAGGCAAAUAUCCUGAAGAAACCUGGAAAUCUCAAGUGUUAAAUAACCCAGACUUUGCACCAUUCAUGAAAUUGAGAUACUAUGAUUCGGUGGAUGCCAUUUCAGGAACAGCUCUUUCUAUAUUCCAGAAGUUGAAUCCAGACGCUUUGCAGAACCAAGAUUACUUCACAUCAUUAUAUUCUGAAGGGUUUGGUGGAACUAUCAGAGUAUUGAAGCCAGUGGUGGAGUACACCGGAGGAAUUGAAGUUGGCUACAAAUGUUCCAGCAGACCAAAUGGACUGGAUGCUCCAGAAUGGUGGGACUAAUCUACACUCUUUGCACUUAAAUGGAUAAUUUACAUGAACAUAUAUUAU